This is a messenger RNA of Pelobates fuscus (common spadefoot toad), 546 nucleotides long. RefSeq names its product cilia and flagella associated protein 68 (gene CFAP68). The coding region runs from base 64 to 489 and encodes 141 amino acids. The record is from RefSeq and is a predicted model, not a curated record. Lineage: Eukaryota; Metazoa; Chordata; Amphibia; Anura; Pelobatidae. Gene Ontology annotation, cellular component: nucleus. The transcript has 4 exons.
UUGCCAGGCAACCUGGUGACCACAUUUAAAGCCCUAUCCUAGAGACUAUAUAAGGCUAAUAGAAUGUCUGAGCGCUUGUUUUACAGACCUGGGUACGGGUCUCUCAUAAACUCCGAUGGACAUGGGGAGGUGUGGAUGGAUAUUGACCCUAGCUCUAAGUUCAAGCAGUACGGCUGGAGAUGCACCACUAAUGAGGAUUCUUACUCCAACAAAACCCUCCUGGGCAACUGGAACCAGGAUCGGUAUGAUCUCUGUAAAUUAAAGGAAAGGAAACCCAUGCCCUCCCAGUUUGCCCAUUAUUAUCAAACCUCCCACUCUGUUGAGUACCCCAAGAAAGAUACCUCUAUCAACAGGCAAGUAUUCAAAAAAGAACCUCACAUAUUCCCAGGACAUCAGCCAGAACUGGACUCAACACAAGGCAAAAAUCUUAUCACGACCUGCUACAUGAUUGACUUUCGAGGUGCUACCCCACUACCCACAAUGCAUUAAGCAAGAAGAUGGUCUUGUUUGCAUAAUAUAAAAUUAAAGAGAAUUUUACUUACGUCA